AUGACUGAUCAAGCUAUGGCAAUGGCUAAAGCAAUUAGGAUAGUAUUUCCCAAUAGUCGUCAUCGGUUAUGUACUUGGCAUAUCAAUGAGAAUGCGAAGAAAAACAUCAAAGGACUCAGACAAAAAGAAGGGUUUACUGACCUUUUUGAUAUUGUGCUGAAGUAUACUGAUACAGUUGCAGAGUUUGAACAUUAUUGGUCAAGCAUGCUGGACAAGUUUCAAUGCCAAGACAACAAAUGGAUUAUGAAUCUGUAUAACAUUAGAGAGAUGUGGUGCCCUGCGUAUUCUAAGGACUACUUUAGUGGAGUUUGGGCCGAUAUUGGGUUAUUGGAGCAUGCAAGAAAGAUUUACACUAUUGCAUUGUACCUAAUGUUUGAAGAUAAUUUCAUUAGUGGUGUACCUUGCAUUGCUAAUGUUAUUGCAAUGCAGCCUCCUCUAUAUGAAUAUCAUGUUGGUCAUCCUAAGAAGGAUUUAAUAAAGCAUAUUGUUGCUUUUGAUGAGUCCAUGGUUACAGUUGAUUGCACUUGUAAGUAUUUUGGUGAAGUUGGGCUACUUUGUAAGCAUUCCCUUCGUGUUUUACAUUUGAACAAUAUCACCUACAUUCCAUCGAGAUAUAUUGUGAAGAGAUGGACAAAAGGUGCAAUGUGCGCUAGGAUUGAUGAUAAUGAUGUGGCUCAUGAAGGUAUUACUCCUCCGAAUGUUUGGAGGUUACAUAACAUUAGGACCUUCAUACGUAUUGUUGAUCGUGCGCAAUAUGAUACGAGGACUCGAAAUGUUAUUGAGGAGUCUAUUGAUGAGUGUACAAAUAGGAUUAAUUUGUUAUUGAAACAAGAUGAUGAAAAUGUUGUGCAAGAAUCUGUUGAGAAUCAAGAAGGUGAAGUUGUUGAGAAUCAAGAAGGUGGUAAUUUGUUGGAGCAAGUUCCAAUUGAAAAACCUGCUGAAAGUGAAGUUGUGAAUGAAAAUCAACAAGAAGUGAAAGACCCGAUAAAGAGAAGGAAGAAAGGAUAA
Chenopodium quinoa (quinoa) is the source of this 1008-nucleotide messenger RNA. RefSeq names its product protein FAR1-RELATED SEQUENCE 7-like. The record is from RefSeq and is a predicted model, not a curated record. The transcript is spliced from 3 exons. Gene Ontology annotation, molecular function: zinc ion binding. Bases 1 to 1008 code for a protein of 335 amino acids. Gene Ontology annotation, biological process: regulation of DNA-templated transcription. NCBI's taxonomy places the organism in Eukaryota, Viridiplantae, Streptophyta, Magnoliopsida, Caryophyllales, Amaranthaceae.